This is a messenger RNA of Penicillium mononematosum, 534 nucleotides long. RefSeq lists its product as uncharacterized. The coding region runs from base 1 to 534 and encodes 177 amino acids. The transcript has a single exon. The record is from RefSeq and is a predicted model, not a curated record. Gene Ontology annotation, molecular function: diaminohydroxyphosphoribosylaminopyrimidine deaminase activity. Lineage: Eukaryota; Fungi; Ascomycota; Eurotiomycetes; Eurotiales; Aspergillaceae.
AUGAGUUGCCAGACUAAUCCAACCUUCCCAGUUGGGGAUCAUGAGGCUUUCAUGGAUUUCGCUCUCAUCCAGGCGCAAAAAUCACCGCCAGGUGCCAACAAAUUCUGCGUCGGAGCUGUACUUGUCGAUGCCGACAACGGCAAGGUCCUAUCAACAGGGUACUCGCUUGAAUACGCCCGGGAUUACAAGGGAGAUCCAGGCACCACACAUGCAGAGCAGUGUUGUUUUAUCAAGAUUGCCGACCAGCACAACCUUCCUGAGGAACGUAUCUAUGAAGUCCUUCCGGCCAACACGGCACUGUACACAACGAUGGAGCCAUGCAAUAAGAGACUUGGCGGCAAUAUGACUUGCACGACCAAAAUUUUGAGACUUAAGAGCGUCAUAAAGACUGUGUACGUGGGAAUCAAAGAGCCGGGGACGUUUAUCGCACACAAUGACGGACAGGGGAGGCUGGAGGCAAAUGGUGUCAAGGUCAUCUUCCCUGUUGAGCAUUGGCGUGAGAGGAUCACCAAAGUCUCCAUAAAUGGACAUUGA